Molecule: messenger RNA, 1660 nt
Organism: Pelodiscus sinensis (Chinese soft-shelled turtle)
Lineage: Eukaryota; Metazoa; Chordata; Testudines; Trionychidae
Source: RefSeq, a predicted model, not a curated record
CACGGUAACCCGGGGUGGCUCGUCGUGGGGGCACUGGAGACCAUACAAUUGAACCGCUUAUCAUGAGUGGUCAGGCUCGGGGCUGUGUUCAUAGGCUGCCAGCUAUUCGUGAAGGGCAGUAGCAUUAGGCGCAGGUUUGCUCGAUCAAUAAAGCAGGAGCAAACAAAUCUAGUUGUAGCGGAUUGGGGAAUGAAGACGACCCUGGAAGCAGGUAUUGGGCAUGGCAGGUUGCACUUUGGCCAUGUCUAGUUAGAGGAAACCUCGCAUCUUAAGGCGCUCAGGCCUGGUGUAGACACACCCUCAGAUACUAUAAUGGUGGAUGUGAUAUCAGAGUAGAGAGGAAGAGACUCCCUGUCCUCGCAGUAAGCUCUGCUUUGAGUAUAGCUUGUGUUAGCUGAGCUCAGGGUACCUGCUCAGGGCUCGCUCGCUCUUGCAUGGGAUUAAAAGCGUUUGGAAGUUCGCUGCUUGUGUGUCUCAGUGUCUCAAUGCUGCCUUUUCUCCUCUGUUCCAGGGUCGCAAACUCCAUCCGAAGAGUGUUUAUAGCUGAAGUUCCCAUAAUAGCAAUAGACUGGGUCCAAAUAGAUGCCAACUCGUCUGUGCUGCACGACGAGUUCAUUGCGCACAGAUUGGGCCUGAUCCCACUCACCAGCGAUGACAUUGUGGAUAAGCUGCAGUAUUCCAGGGAUUGUACAUGUGAUGAGUUCUGUCCAGAGUGUUCUGUGGAGUUUACCCUGGAUGUCCGGUGUAAUGAAGACCAGACUCGUCACGUGACAUCCCGGGAUCUCAUCUCCAACAACCCCCGGGUUAUACCGGUGACGUCCCGGAGCAGAGACAACGACCCCAAUGACUAUGUGGAGCAGGAUGACAUCCUCAUUGUCAAGUUACGGAAAGGCCAGGAGCUGCGGUUGCGAGCCUAUGCCAAGAAGGGGUUUGGCAAGGAACAUGCCAAGUGGAACCCUACGGCAGGAGUAGCCUUUGAGUACGACCCAGACAAUGCGCUGAGACACACGGUCUACCCCAAGCCGGAAGAAUGGCCCAAGAGCGAAUACUCUGAAAUUGACGAAGACGAGGCCCAGGCGCCGUAUGACCCCAAUGGAAAGCCAGAGCGGUUUUAUUACAACGUGGAGUCCUGCGGCUCCCUGCGGCCGGAGACCAUCGUUCUGUCUGCGCUCUCUGGCUUGAAGAAGAAACUGAGCGACCUGCAGACCCAGCUGAGUCACGAGAUCCAGAGCGACGUCCUGACUAUCAACUGAGCCCUGCCCCUUUCCCCAAGCCCCUCCCGUUGCAGCCAAGUCUCCCCCAUGUACUGCAGGGUUCCUGGCGCUGCCUGGGGCCAGGCCCUGCUCCUUCUGUGCGGAGUCUUCCCAGCACUGAACAGAUGGGGCUGUGAUGUGUAUUGAAACAGCCUCCCGGCCACGCCCCCCUAGCCCAGCAGUCGCUGGUUUUGGGGUGAGGCUUCUGUAGGGCGGUGACAGGCCCAGCUGGCCCCCGCAAGACCUGGCUGUGGUAAUUUUGAUGGCAAUGCAUGGAGGGGAGGGAAUCUGAAUGACCCCAGCUCUUGCUGGCGCGCUCUGCCGGAUGGGGCUGGGAAGGGUCAGUUGCACGACUGUAUCUAGUUUGUUACCAUGUUGAAUAAAGGCCUUUCCCUGUGUUCAGCCAU